GGUGAGAGAGGCAGGCAAGUAUGCGUGCUGGUGUUUAAAAUCUCCUCCACAGCACAAGAGCUUCACUGAAGGCAGUGGAUUGAAACCAGGAAGACGGAAAUUUGCUAAUGGAUUUUCGAACUUAAACCAACCUGUUAUAGGACAAAGGUCACCACUGUGUAAAGUCCUGACAGGUUGCCGCUGAGUUCAGAAGACCUUCUCAAAGAGAAACAAGAGAUUUUUUUUCUGCAAAGUCCCAAACCAGCACAGGUGCUGUAAGAUACGCGUCACUGCCUACCAUGCUAUCUUUUGCCCUGUUUGGGGGCCUUUUUGUCCUCAUUGGCACUUCCUGGGGCUCACACUCCUUCACUCACACAAUGAGUCCUCGCCUGCACUUCCGCCUGUACCAUGGCUGCUACGGAGACAUCAUGACCAUGGAGACCCCUGGUGUCCCCUGUGAUAACACCAGGAUGAUUGCCUGCGGCAUCCGUGGUUCUGAGAUGUUUGCUGAGAUGGAUUUGAAGGCCUUACAGUCUUACCAAAUUCUGAUCAAAGAAAUUGGACUGCGGCACUGCGUGGACCCUGCUCUCAUUGCAGCCAUCAUCUCUAGAGAAAGCCACGGUGGAACCAUCCUGCUGGAUGGCUGGGACCACACAGGAUUUAAAUUUGGCCUGAUGCAGCUUGAUAAAAACAUUCAUCGUCCUGUUGGUACCUGGGAUGGCAAAGAACACCUUUUGCAGGCUGUUGGGAUUCUCACAGACAGAAUUAAGGCAAUCCAGAAAAAAUUCCCCAGCUGGAGUGUGGCUCAGCACCUCAAAGGUGGUCUCUCGGCCUUCAAGUCAGGAACUGAAGCCAUUGCCACCUCUGCAGACAUACAGGCUGACUAUGUCAAUGAUGUUUUAGCCCGAGCUAAGUUCUAUAAGAAACAUGGCUUCUAGACAAAGCUCCAUGGGUGGGCCAGGUUGGUAGGUGCUCAUAUGACCCCUCUUUGAGGAUUUGAUAAGGUUGUGUUGUACCCAAUGCUGGCAAAGAAUGGUUGCACUUAAGACAAAAAAUUCAUUUCCUACUCUUCUUCAUGCAAGUAAGCAUAAAAAAAGGAAAAUCCUUCCAGUUCACAUUAUGUUUUCUGUGAGAUAUAUAUAGAUAUAUGCAUAAUUACUGUGCAGUACAGUGGAUAUCACAGUAAAUUAUGUAUUCUUACCAUAUUCUUAGGAAUAAGUCUGCCUAUUCCAGCAGGGCCUCAUUUUAGCCUGUGACUUUUCUUUUCCUGACUACACCACACGGCAUGUGGGAUCUUAGUUCCCUGACCAGGGAUCGAACCUGUGCCCCCUGCCGUAGAAGCACAGAGUCUUAACCACUGGAACACCAGGAAGUCCUAGUUCAUGAUUUCAAUGCCCACAUACUCCCUGUCUUACCAGAAUUACUAAAAAGAAGAGAGCCUGACCUGAGCCUUGGAUCUCCUCCCAGCAUCUGCUCAAGCCCCUGGAGCUUUGCUUGUGAGGGAUGCCUGACUCAUAAGCCAACCUGGGAAAUGGUAGAGAAACCGUCAGGUUCCCAGGGUGGAAUUUGAGCUCCCUGGGCACCUGAGAGCCAACCUCGGCAAAGCUAAUCCUCCUCAAGGACUGCAUCCCUCAGGCCCACUCCUGCCUCCUAUGUCUUCUUCUUCUUCUUUGAUGAAGAUCCAGGGACUGGCUUCUCUUCUUCCCUUUUUAGUCAGUAGUUGCUGCCACAUGCUCUUUCAAGGGGUCCAUUCUCCACAAAAUGUGGCUGAAGAUAAGCAUAUUGGGCCUGAAUUUGUUGUGGUUCUUUAGGUGCAAGUAAAAGCCAAUCCUCGAAAUUUUAAGCAAUAAAAGGAAAUUACUGAAAGGCUAUCAAAAGGCUCACAGAGCCAAUGAGAAGAUCGAGGACAAGAAGAGAAACCAGGCAACUCUGGACUCUGGGUAGCAGGAACCAGCUGACCGUGCUUUGUAGCACCCUACUGCAUGAAUCAACUAGUGCGCUCACUGCAUAGAUGAACUCCAAUGCCUUUUUCUCCCAUCCUUUCACCAUUCUGCUUCAUUUUUAUCAUCCCAGGGGAGAGAGUCUGAUGGACUAUCUUGGAUCAUACACAUACCUAUGGGCUGGCUGCUUUGCUUUAUGGUCUUGCCCAGACCACCUACCAUGGGGAAGAGACAGUCCUCCUGAAGCCUCAGGUAGAGUGCAGCUUUUGCUUCCAUACUUAGGAGAAAAACACCAGUAACAUGUUGGAUUGUAAAGUUCUCAAAGUCCCUGCCGAUGUGGUCCUUGCUGGGCCUUUAGCUUCCUUCAGAGAUAUUUGAUGAAUGUUUCUAUGCAUAACUUCUUUUUCUGAGGAGGAAUCAAAAUCAUACCCACCUGACUUCCCUGGUCCAGUGGAUAAGAAUCUGCCUGUCAAUAUAGGGAACAGGGGUUUGAUCCCUGGUCUGGGAAGAUCCCAUCUGCUCUGAGACUACUGAGUCUGUGUGCUCCAACUGCUGGGCCCUUGUGCCUUACAGCCUGUGCUCCAUAGAAAGAGAAGUCACCGUGAUGAGAAGCCCUUGCAUGGCAACAAAGAGUAGCCCCACUCACCGAGACUAGAGAAUGCCCUCGAGCAGCAACCAAGGCUCAGCACAGCCAAAAAAAAAAUCAUAACUGCCUACAUCUGAGCCCCCCUGGAAAAAGCCAGGUAAAUCCUUCUCUGCUCAAUGACCUCUCAACCCUGCCUGAAGAUGUGACCCAGGCCGAGCUGGGACCCCUGUGUUUCACUGGGGCAGAGCCAUAGUGUGACAGUAUACAGGCCAGCAUCUUCUAUGAUCAGAUGAGGACCAGGCCAUAUCAGCUGUUAAAUAUUUGAUUAUUACCUCUGCAUAUAGGCAAUCCAGGACAUUCUUUAGACAUUCACUUUGCUCAAGAAUGAUUUCUUCUGUGGGGGAAACCACAAACAUGUUCUCCAUUUAAUUGCAAACUCCUUCAAUGUCACCACUGAAACAAUAAAGUACACCCAGGUGAGAUCAUUUCAAAAUAAUUUAAAAACAAGAAACAGUAUGAUGACUUAUGACUGAGACACCAGAUAUUGUAGAGGAGAGCCCAUAUUUAAGGUGUCAUAGUUUGGUUACCAUAGAAGUAGACCCUGACCCUCAGGUGCAGGUGGUUUAUUUGAGCGCUGCAGGGAAUGCUGGUAUGAAGUGGCUCAGGGAUACAGGGAAGGGAAGACAACUCAUUAAACAUAUAUCAUCAAGCCGGCUACCACAGUGGGCAUUGGAGGCUGGUCCCCCAAGCAAACAUCAGGAACUGUACAAAACACACACUGCAGAACUAAUAUUACACUCUAGGGCCAAGGAGCUGGGGUACUUAUGCACCAACUUCUAAGAGCCAUUGACUGAUAUCUGCCUGUUGAGGGGAGAGCACGUUAAUUCUUUGCUCUUCCGGUCUGCCGUGUAACUAGGCGGUGUACUUACCUGCACUUCCAAGGGAAGGAGGCCGUAGAUGCCGACAUGCAGAUCCUGGCAGUUGUAAAUCAGCUGAGGAUCCUGAAAUGUCUAGGGACAUAGGAAGGCCCUUGCUUGUGUAUAGGGCACUCUCCAGAAAACCUCUCUUUCCUCCCUCUAGCAUGUGCUGUUGCUUCAGUCGUGUUCAACUCUGUUAUCCUAUGCACUGUAGCCCGCCAGGCUCCUCUGUCUAUGGAUUCUCCAGGCAAGAAUACUGGAGUGGGUUGCCAUGCCCUCCUUCAGGAGAUCUUCCCGACCCAGGGAUUGAACGCGUGUCUCUUAUUUCUCCUGUGUGUUCAGUCACUGGUCAGGGAACUAAGAUCCUGACCAUCUCCCCGACCCCAAAACAAACCUCACAAAUGCCUGAAACAGAGGCUGGCUUUAGUCAAAGGAACACAAAGGAAGGCCUGGCCAAUGAGGGGGAGAAAACACAAAGAACAAAACACAGAUUAAAGUGUGAAAGGAAUUAUGCCAUGUGGACAUUCCUAUUGCUUGGGUUCACUCAAUACUUUCCUCAGAAAAGCUAUGUUGUUUAUUUUUAAGAAGAUGACAGGUUAAAACAUGGCUGAAGCUUUAAAAAUGUGAAGGGCAGAAAGGGAUGGGGAGGCACGGUUUCUCAUUGUGCCUUUUGAGGUUAAAGAGCCUGAACACUUUACAACAGGGUCCCCAACCUCCAGGGUCCCCCACCUCUAAUGCCUGGUGAUCUGAAGUGGAGCUGGUGUAAUAAUAGAAAUAAAGUGCACAAUAAAUGUAAUGCACUUGAAUCAUCCUGAAACCACAUCCCCACCCCCAGUCCGUGGAAGCAUUGUCUUCCAGGAAACCGGUCCCUGGUGCCAAAAAGGUUAGGGACCACUGUUUUACAUGAGUCUGCAGGCUCUGGCAUCCCGAGAAGGGCUGCACACCAGCAGCCACCGGAAUCUGGGUGUGAAUUGCUUCUCAUUUCUGUUUCACUUGUUUAUCUUUUUGGCUGGUUGCCUGGGGUUGAAUUCCUAUUUGAUUGACAAGCUCAAAUUUAACAGCAGCAAAGAGUACCAACACCACUCCAGGGCUUGGCUUUGUCAAAACCAGUUUGAGUGUAAUUAUCAUUGAGGAAAAACAGCUUUUCUCAUUUUUUAAAGAAUGAAAUUAGUUGCUGGAGGCUGUUCACUGUAAUUUGAAACUAGCAAAACCAUAUGGAGCCAUGACUGUGAGCAUCCCAUCUUAUCUGUUUGCACAUCCCAAGUCAAUGGUGUGAAAAUCAACAGGUUUGGCUUCCCUAAUUCUCCAUGUGGCUCUGUUCCUAACCGUGUCUUCUCCUAGCCUACCUAAUUCUCGCUCCCACUAUGUCCUUCACUCAGUCGCUCACACUCAUGGUCCUCCCUCUGCAGGGUCUGUGCUCCUCCACCUGUUCCCCAAGCUGUCUGCCCCUUCUGAACUCUUAGGUCUACACAAACCUCUCCAUUUCCUAUGGCUCUCCCAUGGGCUUGGCGUCCCCUCCUGCUGCCUCUAUUCCCCAGCCUUCCGUCACUACUUCCUGCAUUUUUCCCACACUGAAUUCUAAAAUUAAGAUAAAGACAUGUUACAAAGUGAACUCUCGGUCAAGGUAUUUCUGACUUAAGGAACUGGAGCCAGAGAAUCUGGAUUAGCCUUUUCACAGGUAAAGAACAAAAAUUCCUUAUCGCUUACAGCUUUGAGGAGGUUUUUUGGAGUCCUCUCUAAAGAAAAAGAGUUCCCUGCUCAGGUAUCCUUUGAACUUUGUGUCCAUGGAUCUAAAAUAAAAUGA
Molecule: messenger RNA, 5226 nt
Organism: Capra hircus (goat)
Lineage: Eukaryota; Metazoa; Chordata; Mammalia; Artiodactyla; Bovidae
Gene: LYG2
Product: lysozyme g2
Exons: 6
Coding region: 279-917 (212 amino acids)
Biological process (GO): peptidoglycan catabolic process; defense response to Gram-positive bacterium
Cellular component (GO): extracellular region
Molecular function (GO): lysozyme activity
Source: RefSeq, a predicted model, not a curated record